Spizellomyces punctatus DAOM BR117 is the source of this 1959-nucleotide messenger RNA. RefSeq lists its product as uncharacterized. The transcript is spliced from 11 exons. Gene Ontology annotation, molecular function: peptidase activity. Lineage: Eukaryota; Fungi; Chytridiomycota; Chytridiomycetes; Spizellomycetales; Spizellomycetaceae. The coding region runs from base 1 to 1959 and encodes 652 amino acids. The record is from RefSeq and is a predicted model, not a curated record. Gene Ontology annotation, biological process: protein modification by small protein removal.
AUGGAAGAAGAGGGAGCUCCUGUUCAGCUCUAUGUUUACGACCUAUCUCAGGGAAUGGCAAGAAUGCUUUCCAUGAAUCUGGUUGGUCGCCUCAUUGAGGGGAUAUGGCAUACCAGCGUAGUUGUGUAUGGAACAGAACAUUAUUUCGGGCAAGGUGUCAUGGAAUCCAUGCCCGGCCGUACACACCACGGAGUUCCUUUGCAAGUUAUUGACAUGGGGAGAACACACAUCCCGCGCGACAUGUUUUUAGAGUACCUUGACGGGAUGAAAAAACACUGGACAGCGGAUAAAUACCAUCUCCUAGACAACAACUGCAACAACUUUUCGAACGAAUUAUGUAAUUUCCUAAUCGGCAAGAACAUUCCUUCUCACAUUACCGCACUACCUGCCGAGUUUGUUAACACCCCCUUUGGUCAAUCGCUGUUGCCAGUCCUUGAGAAUAUGUUCGGUCCAUCGCAGCUCGCUCGCUCAGCCAAUGCAGCUGCAAACGCAGCGACAGCUGCAUCUCCCGGCCUUUCCCCGUCCUUAGCGAGUUUGGUUGGCAAUGUAGCCGCCGCUGCUCAAUCCGCUCCACCAUCAAAGACCGCUUUACAAUCGGCGUAUAAUGUUGCGCAACUUGACUCAAUACUGGCAUCACAUCGGUGUGUGGCUAUUGACUUUACUUCGAUGAGCUGCGGGCCUUGCCGAGUUAUAAGUCCCGAAUUCGAACGGUUAAUCGAGUCCUACAAUCGCGAAUAUCGGCAAACCGGCAUGGGAGCGGGAGCGAGGGUAGAUGGAAAUAAGAUUGUGGGAGUGAAAGUGGACGUUGGCCUAUCGAGGGACAUUGCUCAGAAGUAUCAGAUAACCGCGACUCCAACAUUCAAGUUCUUCCUUGACGGAAAUGAGAUAUCUCAGUUCAAAGGAGCGAAUGUACAGGAACUAACGAAUUCUAUAGAGCUUCUCCUGUACUCUGCAUAUCCACCACAUCCACACACAAAGCAACGCACACCUAUAUUGGAUAGCCUUCCAAAUUCACCAAUCCUUUUUGCCCAGUCCACGCAAUUGAAUUCGAUAUUCAAUAAACUAGAGACAUUUAUGCGGGAGCAAUCUAUUACCGACAAACAGUCGCAAUUAGACGCUUUGAAGACCGCCCUACAAGCUAAACACGAAAAGGGGCAAUCCGGUGCACUGCAUCUUCCAAACGGCUGGAAAGAGCUGCUAGAUGUGCUAUUGCAGCGCAUUCCUACUGAGCAGCUGUUCCCUGUUCUGGAUAUUCUACGCUUACUCAUCUUGGACGAAGCAAUACGAGAUUUUUAUGUGAAAAAUGAUCCAGAGUCUACGGUAAUGAAUGUCCUGUAUCGGUUUGGCGGCCAGCAAGCACAACCGGAAACAGUGCCAAAAGCUGUUCGCGUAAUGGUGCUCCGGUUGGCGUGCAACCACUUUACGUCGCCAACCUCCAUUGCACAACUACUUUCUCUUUCCCAAACCCUUGCACCACAUGCUACACCGUUCCGCUCUGUGACCACGGCUCUCUUGAUAGACUCUCUCCUGUCGCCAGACGCUGCUGUACGCCAGUGCGCUGCUUCCUUGGCUUUCAACAUUUCCAUUGAGGAAGCCAAAUCACGACAAAGCCAUGCUGGAGUAGAAAGCGGGCGGGAGGAUGAAGGUAUACACGAAGAGUGGGUGUCGGAACUGGUAGCUGCCAUUGCGAAAGCUUUUGAAGAUGAGGAGGAAGACGAAAUUGUCUUGCGCCUGCUCACUGCCAUUGCUCACCUCCUGCGAUUCGCCACGCCCUCAAUACAACAACUGGCGACUGUCAUUGGUGUCGGCACAGCAGUAACGCAGAAGCGAGCAACACGCGAAGAACAGUUGAGGAAUUUGCGGACAAAAGGUGCCACAGGUGAUGCGCAGAUUAAAAAGGAUUUGGAGAAGAAGGAAAAGAUUGUGGGAUUGGCUAAAGAGGUCGUAGAGCUGUUGUAG